AUGAUUUGCCCAAUAUAUACUAGCAUCACUAAACUGAAUGCAAGCUUACCAAUGUUGAGUGGAAUAAUCGGUGAAAGGAUCACCGGGACGGAGUUACGCUCGGCAAAUGCGACGGCUAUACAAGCAGUGGCCAACGUUCUCAAGUCCUCGCUAGGGCCGCAAGGGCUGGACAAAAUGCUGGUAGAUGAGAUGGGAGAUGUUACGGUCACUAACGACGGUGCAACGAUUCUUAAGCAGUUGGAGGUGCAACAUCCGGCAGCUAAAGUACUGGUAGACUUAUCUGAACUACAGGACAAAGAGGUUGGUGAUGGUACUACCUCUGUGGUUUUGUUAGCGGCAGAACUGCUUAAGCGUGCCAACAACCUACUGGCCUAUGAUAUCCAUCCUACCAACAUCAUCAGUGGUUACAAACUAGCGCUUAAAGAAAGCGUCAAAUAUAUAAAGGGGAAUUUAUCUCAGGAUUUGGAUAAGAUGGGCAAAGAUGUAAUUGUGAAUAUUGCCAAAACCACCCUUUCUUCAAAGUACAUUGGCUCACAUAGCGACCACUUUGCCUCUCUAGUAGUACAAGCUCUCAUGUCAGUUAAGCAGGUUGGAGAUGCGGAUAAGGUUAAAUAUCCAGUGUCUGCAGUUAACAUUAUAACUGCACAAGGGAAGAGUUCAAAAGAAUCAUUCAUAGUGGAUGGUUAUGCCAUUAAGAUGUCUAGGGCUGCUCAGGGCAUGCCAAUGGUGGUUAAUAAUGCAAAAAUUGCACUCUUAGAUUUCCCAUUGAGGCAAUACAGGAUGCAAAUUGGCGUGCAACUUAAUAUAACAGAUCCACAUGAACUAGAAAAAAUGAGAUUAAAAGAAAAGGAUAUUACAAAGGAGCGGAUCAAGAAAAUAAUUGCCACAGGAGCGAACGUUGUGUUUACAACACAGGGAAUUGACGACAUGGCUUUAAAAUACUUCGUAGAGGCGGGUAUUAUUGCGGUUAGGAGAGUGCCCAAAAAAGAUUUAAAGAGAAUAGCCAAAUUAACUGGGGCUACAAUUGCUUUGACAAUGGUAAAUAUUGAUGGGGAUGAAAAGUUUGAUCCGUCAAUGCUAGGUAGUUGCAGUAGCGUAUAUGAGGAGAGAUUAGGCGAUUGGGAUUAUAUAUUCCUUAAGUGUAAUAAAACGACUAAAGCUUCCACUAUAAUUUUAAGAGGUGCAAACGAUUUUAUGGUGGCCGAGGCGGAAAGAUCUAUGCAUGAUGCCAUAUGUUCGGUAUCAAGUGCUUUGGAAUUCAAUUCGGUAGUCCCAGGCGGUGGUUGCGUUGAAACUGCUUUAUCGAUAUAUUUGGAAGAUUUUGCUAGGACAUUGGGCUCCAGGGAGCAAUUGGCCAUAGCGGAAUUUGCCAGUGCAUUACUCGUUAUACCUAAAACUUUGGCAGUAAACGCGGCCCUUGAUGCAACUGAACUAAUGGCCCAACUGCGUGCCUACCAUGCCAAAUCUCAGUUUGUCCAGGAAUCCUCGGCCGAUCGUAGAUUUAAAUGGUACGGAUUGGAUUUGUUGGGAGGUAAAGUGAGGGAUAAUUUGGCAGCAGGUGUCCUAGAAGCCUCUAUUAACAAGAUUAAGGCGAUCAAAUUCGCUACAGAAGCUGCAAUUACCAUUCUACGUAUAGAUGAUCUAAUCAAACUUAAGGCUGAUGAACAGCCAGUGGAACAGGAAUGA
This is a messenger RNA of Babesia microti strain RI, 1686 nucleotides long. RefSeq names its product T-complex protein 1 subunit alpha. Gene Ontology annotation, cellular component: chaperonin-containing T-complex. Bases 1 to 1686 code for a protein of 561 amino acids. NCBI's taxonomy places the organism in Eukaryota, Apicomplexa, Aconoidasida, Piroplasmida, Babesiidae. Gene Ontology annotation, biological process: protein folding. Gene Ontology annotation, molecular function: ATP-dependent protein folding chaperone; ATP binding; ATP hydrolysis activity. The record is from RefSeq and is a predicted model, not a curated record. The transcript has 5 exons.